Habropoda laboriosa is the source of this 1398-nucleotide messenger RNA. Its product is annotated as facilitated trehalose transporter Tret1-like. Lineage: Eukaryota; Metazoa; Arthropoda; Insecta; Hymenoptera; Apidae. Gene Ontology annotation, molecular function: transmembrane transporter activity. The record is from RefSeq and is a predicted model, not a curated record. The transcript is spliced from 4 exons. Gene Ontology annotation, biological process: transmembrane transport. Bases 16 to 1398 code for a protein of 460 amino acids. Gene Ontology annotation, cellular component: membrane.
UCGCGGAGAAGUUCAAUGUUACGCGUAGUAGCGACCAUGUCGAAUCUAAAACUAUACGUGGCGACUUUCACGGUGUGCUUGGCCCAGUUCAACGCGGGUAUGUUUCUUGCAUGGCCGCCCCCGAUGAUACUGCAACCACAGGCUGAUGAUUCCUCCUUCAAGAUCACCGUGGAUCAAUUUCCUUGGGCGGCGUCGUUGUUAAAAUUAGGAACGGCCUUCGGAUGUCUCCUCUCGAUGUUCAUCGUUGAUCUCGUUGGCAGAAAAAUCUCAAUUCUAUUCACCUACGUUCCUACCUUUCUAUGUUGGUUACUGGUAGCAUGGAAACCUUCAGCUUCGAAUCUGUGUCUGGCUCGAUUCAUGGCCGGUGCCAGCAGCGGAAUCAUUUUCACCAGCGGCACGAUGUAUGUGACAGAGAUCUCGCGUCCACAGAUUCGUGGUAUUCUCUGCGGUUGCUUCAUAUUAAUGGAUUACUGUGGUAAUCUUACGGGAUACGCAGUUGCCUCGUUCGGCACUAUGCACGUAUUCCCUUACGUGGCGAUGUCAUUAGCCACGGUGCAAUUCACGAUGUUCAUCUGGUUCCCCGAAUCUCCUUACUACUUGCUACAAAGGAAGAGAUUCGAGGCUGCUAUGGAUUCUCUGAUAUUUUUACGCAAUUCGCCAGACGUCUCCGAGGAGAUGGACUCGAUCGUGAGAUCAGUCGAAUGUGAUCCUCGUAACAACGGGGUGCUGUCGUCUGUCCUUCAUCUAAUCUCUCAGUCGGGAGGAAAAAGCUUAAUUCUCUUUGGCCUGUGCAUAAUGACCGUACAAGCAUUCUCAAGCUCGAUCGUUCUCAUCGGCUAUGCUCAGACGAUUUUCGAGAAGACCGACGUCCAAAUGCAAGGAUCUCAGAUGAGCAUCGUUUUAGCGAUGCUGCAUCUCACCUCUUAUCUCGUGUGCAUAAGUCUGGUUGACUCUCUAGGAAGGAGAUCUCUGAUGAUAGUGUCCACUGUAGGCGUUGCUUACUGCAGCUUCCUCUUGGGCGUUUACUUCUGUAUGGAAGAAAACACGGUAUACAUGACGAAUUUGCAGUUAUUACCAUUCGUCGUGAUAUUAUUCUACGCGGUGAGCGUAUCUCUAGGAUUAACCUAUGUGCCUUUCGUUAUUGUGAACGAAAUCUUCCCGAUGUAUUCUAGAGCAACGUGCGUCAGCUUCUGCUUCUGCAUAAAUUUCACGUGGUCCUUUAUCAUUCUCUGUAUUUGGAGCGCUGUUACGUUUCAGCACAAUAUGUACAUUGUAUUCUGGUUUAUCUCUAGCUUGAACGCGUUCAGUAUCCUUCUCUUGGUGUUUUAUCUCCCGGAAACGAAAAGGAAAUCGUUUUUACAGAUACAGAACAGUAUUAUUGGCAAGAUAAUAAAGUAA